AUGGUGGAUAGUAUCAAAUUUUGCGGAAGGACCAUCAGAUCUCUGUCUAUUGGAAGCGGCACGGGAUCAUCGCAAUCGUCGGCGAGUUCUGGGGUCAAGACAUGCAGAUGGAGAAGGUUCUCGGGAUCCUCGAUUGGCAGCAUAGGAUCGAAUUCCAUAUCGGCAGACACGGUAGAUGCCGAUUGCCCGUCAGGAAAACCAAAAAAGUUGAUUCGAUUGAGAAAUUUGAAGCAUGGCGGCACGACAAUCAGGAACGAUUCAGGGCAGUUUGAGUUCUUUUACAAUCCCUUGGAGAUUGGUACAAACCCUUACAAUACCAAAAGCUUGAAUAAAGACCAUGGAUUCUUGAUUGAGCUUUGUAUUGAUCCGAUGAGCAAAGAUGUUUAUUUGGCGGAUUUGUGUAUUCGAGGUGAGAAUCAUUUGUCACCAUCUAGAUCAUCACCGAUAUUUGCCGAUCCGUCCAUUGCUCUGGUUCCUGAUCGAAGAGGGAGUUUGCAAAGCGAUUUUGGUGUCACCAUCAGCGGCAAAAUCAGAAUGGUCGUAACGAACACGAAGAAUGCAAUUUACAUUGAAUCGCAUCGUGUAAAGUUGAAGUGCUUUAUUCACCAGUACGUCUGCAUGGUUGAUCCAGACAAGAAAGAGAAUUGCGCUGGUAAGAGAACGGUCAAGCUGUGCAAGGAUGAGCCACACGAGAAUGCUCACAUGCUACCUUACAAGGAUAUCGAGGUGGAUCUACUGUCGAGCGAUGGGAGUCGAUAUUUUUCCUUCGGUACCUACGAAUUUCCUUUCUCGUUCCAUUUGAUUGACUUCCCGGCAAGUACUUUGUCGUAUUUUGGGAAAACCUUCUACAGGGUGGAGAGUGUCUUACGCGUGGCAAAGUCCCUAAAUUCGAAUCCGCCGACAUUUGAUACUGUACUAUUAACUGAUGAAGUAAACGUGAAGAGGAUUUUGUCCUCGGCUGACAUGAAUUUGAAGCACGAAUCUGUUUCAUUGCAAGGGUACUGGGAUAAGUACCAACUAACUUAUAAUGUGAUGUUGAACUCAAGGCUAAUGGAGAUGGACGUGCCGUUCGGCGUUAGCCUCGGUUUGAUGAAGGAACGCCAUUCCAUGGGAAAGAUCAAACACAUCUCUAUCUGCCUAGCACAGUCGAUCUCGAUACCGUGUGUAAACUCCAAGACGCUCGAACUCCUACCAACGACUUAUGCAAGCAGAAACGAGGUUGAACUGUACCAGAUAGAUGUCGAAUCAGAUGCGGAAGUGCUGAAGCAAAACGAAUCGUUUCAAUAUUAUGAAGUGGAUAACUUGAAAAUACCGCCUAACGAUAAGAAAUUCCGUUGCAAAAAUUGGCUGAAACCCUUCUACUGCGAGAUGAAUACGAAGUUCCAGGGCAGAGCUAGGUUGAAGAUUUGUCACACCAUUGUGAUCAAAAUAAAGCUCGCCGAUGAUGAGAACCCUGGGUCGGACGAUGGCGAAUCAUCCACACGACAAACGGCUUGUCUCAGCCUCAAGAUGCCCGUCCUUCUGGUGGACCAAGAUAUGGCGAAUAAUUUAUCCUUACCACCGUACAAUAAAGACACAACGCCAACAGAUCUUUCAUUUAUAGACGACCCUCCUGCUUAUCAUCAUGGCGACAGUAUAGAACCACCCAAAUAUUGGACUUCAGACAGCGGCAGCUAG
This is a messenger RNA of Torulaspora globosa, 1677 nucleotides long. It is a transcript of the gene SPO23, whose product is annotated as Spo23p. The transcript has a single exon. The record is from RefSeq and is a predicted model, not a curated record. Lineage: Eukaryota; Fungi; Ascomycota; Saccharomycetes; Saccharomycetales; Saccharomycetaceae. Bases 1 to 1677 code for a protein of 558 amino acids.